CGUCUGACUCUGGCCGUAAAGAGGCUUCAUUUAGCUCAGCGCUGAUUCCUCGAUCGUGCAUUGGCCUCAGCUUGACGUGAGAGUGCAAAUGUCUCGGAUAUCUAACUGUCGUUUUAUGGAUACUUUUCAGAUGGCUCAUUGUGGGAAAAAGCCGAAAAUGUCAAAGUAUAGCUCCAAGAGUGCAGAUGAUUAUGAACAGUUUCAACCAUGCUUUCUCAAUGAUGAUUUAGAGGAGUUUUACACGUUAAAUACACCGACACCAAGUGAGGAUAUAUGGAAGAAAUUUGAACUUUUAACACCUCCUCGGUCUCCAAAGCGGGAGCCAUAUUCAGACUUCAAUUUGGAUGAAAACACAGACAUUGCCAGUUUUCUGGAUGAUGGCAUAUUUGUCAACCCAAUAAGUUUAGCUUUGCCAUUUCCAGAGACUCCGCCAUCAAAUCCAAGUUUACAUUCCAAAUUAAUACAGGAUUGUAUGUGGUCAGGCAGUCACAAGUCAAAUGAAGACAAAGUCUCUGAUACAAACAUAGAUGUAACAUCCACAUCUUCGGAUUGUGUUGACCCAGCAUCAGUUUUUCCAUAUCCAAUCAAUGAUACAAAAUUGCACAAUCUUGGCACAGAAACCCCUUCGGAUUCAGAAGAUGAAGAGGUUGAUGUUGUAUCCACUGGUGAUGAGAAAUUUGUAUCACAAGCAGUUCAAGUUGAUCAACAAAUUACAUCCCUAAAACAUCAGAACUGUGGUCUACGGACUACUACUAAAUGUGUUAGUGUAAAAAUUGAACCUAAACCCAUUGUGGUUUCUAAUUCAGACUGUGCAGCAAUCAGUGUUCAUAACUAUAGUCUUCCAUAUUCACACGGACUAAAACGAUCGCGUUCAACACAAUCACAUAGUACCGUGUCUCACAAACGGAUAAAACGUGAACUCACGGAGCCGAUGUUAAAGUCUGUAGCACUAAAACUGAAAUCCGCAAAUUCAUCACCCGAUGUGUCAGACUCUGAAGAAAGCGGUGAGGGUAAAAGAACUCAGCAUAAUGUGUUAGAGAGAAAGCGCAGAAAUGAUUUAAAAGACAGUUUUUAUGUUUUACGAGACAAUGUGCCAGAAUUAGACUGUAAAGAAAAAGCUCCAAAAGUGUUAAUUUUACGGAAAGCCUCUGAAUAUAUUCAUUCUAUCAGACGCUUAGAUGUUAAAUAUGUGAAAGAACUAAAUUCUUUACGGCAAAAGAAUGACAUGUUGAGAAGAAAAUUGGAAUCAUUACAAGCUGAAGUUGAUUCAUCAGAUGAGGAGUAUUCUAUAGAAUGACUAACUGGUGUAUUAAUUGACUAACCAAGUGUACCUCGUGUAAUCGUAAUGUGCUAUCACACUGCCAAAGUGUUCAUUGACAAUAAUAUACUGUUAUUGUAACCUAAUCACCUAUCACCCAGACAAUUUGGUUACAAUUGUAUAGCUCUGUUAGUUGUGAUAUUAACAACUAAGGAGAUGUGUGACUUGUGUGGGUUUCUGUUAUGAAUUGUUAAUUAUGCAUUUACAGAUAUAUAUAUAUAUAUAUAUAUAUAUAAAUAUUGUUUAAGAAAUUUUUGUAUAUAAACACAUACAAAUAUAUUUUAACAGGGCUAAAUGAAGGCUUUUUAAUUUAACCCUCGGGUGCAGGGCAUUUUUUUUUUUUUGGUCAAACGUUUGAUGACUAGUAAAGUCAUAAACUGAAGAAACAAAUUAAAUCUGUUUGACACCUUGAA
Patella vulgata (common limpet) is the source of this 1731-nucleotide messenger RNA. Its product is annotated as transcriptional regulator Myc. Gene Ontology annotation, molecular function: protein dimerization activity; RNA polymerase II cis-regulatory region sequence-specific DNA binding; DNA-binding transcription factor activity, RNA polymerase II-specific. The record is from RefSeq and is a predicted model, not a curated record. The coding region runs from base 89 to 1297 and encodes 402 amino acids. Gene Ontology annotation, biological process: regulation of transcription by RNA polymerase II. Lineage: Eukaryota; Metazoa; Mollusca; Gastropoda; Patellidae. The transcript has 3 exons.